This is a messenger RNA of Hermetia illucens (black soldier fly), 1733 nucleotides long. RefSeq names its product GATA zinc finger domain-containing protein 15-like. The record is from RefSeq and is a predicted model, not a curated record. The coding region runs from base 173 to 1081 and encodes 302 amino acids. The transcript has a single exon. Lineage: Eukaryota; Metazoa; Arthropoda; Insecta; Diptera; Stratiomyidae.
CAAACGUGACACUGUCCUUUCAAAAUUACAAAACUUAGAACAGAUAAAGGAUCAAGCCUCGAGCAUAAUCCAGAACACUACUGAUAGUAAAACCUUGAGCUUAUCGACAUCUUUUAAACAAGCGUACAAUACCUUUAAAGAACUUCUUGAAAUACAAUUGAUAGAAUCAAAUAUGAGUGACUUCGAUAUUACAACCGCCGUCAAAGUAAUACCAACUUUCGAUGGUAAAUAUGAAGAUCUCCAUACGUUCACAAAAAUGCUAGAAUUUUUAAACGAGACAUUAAACGAACCAGGGAAAAAACAGUUAUUAGAUUUUGUCAUAAAUGUCAAGUUAACAGACACAGCUCGCUUAGCUGUAGGUACUAAUGUACCCACUAAUAUGGCAAGCUUUGUAAAAUUGUUAAAACAAAAAUUUGUAAGCUCGAACGCAAUCCAGAGCAUCCAAACAACACUGAAUUCAGUAUCCCAGAACAAAUCUUCACUGACUAAUUAUCGGGACAAAAUACUACACCUUACAAGUGAGUUGAGUCACCUACAAGUUGCCGAAUUGGGUGAAACGGUGACAGAGGCAGAAAAGAAUUUGAUUACAAAACUAAAUGGGCGACAAGCUCUUACAACUUUCCUUACCGGAUUAAACCCUGAGAUAAGAGAUACCGUUUUCUCUUCAAGACCGAAAGACAUGACUGAGGCCGCAAAUUACGCAUUAGAGUUAGAGAAACGAGAUUCAGGAAAUCGGGCUAGUGUUUUUCAAGUGAAUAGUUCAGGUAGAAAUUUUCAAAACAGAAAUACAAACCGCGGAAAUUUCUAUUCUUCAAAUAACUCAUUUAACAAUAGAAUAGACUAUCGACCCAAUAAUAGCUACAGAUCUAAUAACUAUAAUCAACAACCGUGGCGGAAUCGUGACCAAAGUUUCAGCGCUAGACAUAACAGCAAUACCCAAAGUAGACCCAGUAAUCGUGGUAGGAAUAGAGGUAAUUUCAACCAGAAUCGCAAUAACCCCAGAGAUAAUAGGAACAACUACAGAGUAAAUAUAAUUCAGAACCAGGGAAACGGGACACCCUCCGACGAGGAACAAGAUUAGAAAAUAAAGAUAGAAUCCUUACCGGAAACCAUGUAUACAACUUAUCGAACAAUAAUUCAAUUUCGAGUUAUAUAAAACUUUAUUGCAAGGAUUUGGGCCAAGAUUUAACUUUUCUAAUAGAUACAGGGGCAGAUAUUUCGCUAUGCAAAAAACUAACAAUUAGUUCAGACAGAAUAGAUGAUAAGGAAAAAUGCAAGUUAAAUGGCAUCACUAAAGAGUCAGUAGAAUCUUCGGGCACCACAGAACUUACUUUACGUAUAGGUGAAAAAUUUGAUAGAAAUAGAUUUCAUAUAGUAGGAGAUAACUUUCCAAUAAAAACAGAUGGAAUAAUAGGGCGAGAUAUUUUAGAGAAAUACAUAUGUCGAAAUGUGACGAGGUAACAAUUCCUAUGAACACCAAACCGUUAACAAGUUCUUACGUUAACAUAGCAGCUAGAGCUGAGGUAAUAAUACCAAUAGAUCUGGUAAGAGAAGAAGACAGUUUGAUUCUAAGUAAGGAAAUUCGGAGAGGCGUUUUUGUAGGCAACACCAUAAUUCCAGCCAAAGGUGUUUGUCAGGUAAAAAUACUAAAUACAAAUGAUAGACCGGUAAAACUCAAACAUUUCGAUGCUGAGAUAAAACCACUAAAGGACUAUCGAAUAUUAGAAGCAACA